AAGAUGGUCUUAAAGGUCCCUUCCAACCCAAACAAGUCUGUGAUUCUAUGAUCCGAUGACUUCAGUCAGUCAGGCAUUGGUCUACUACACUUUCAGCCCCGGAUGGUUUGUUUUUGGCAGCAUAUGGCAGGGAGCUCUGCAGUUUCAUUUUGGCUUUAUCAAGCAGAAGAAUCCUCUCUUUCUUUGGUUUCUUGUGUCCCUUGCCAGUGCCUGGCCCUCAAAGACCACAUUUGCGGCAUUCACUCCCACUAUUUGAGGCAGCUUCUCUGAUAUGCCUUAUGGGGUGGGUUGGAGGCUGAAGAUCAUGAAAUGAGACCACAUCUGUUGGGUAGGACUAACAGAGCGUGUCCAGAGAAGGGCAACCGAGCUGUGCAAGGGUCUGGAGCACAAGUCUGAUGAGGAGUGGCUGAGAGAGCUGGGGGUGCUCAGCCCAGAGAAAAGGAGGCUCACAGGUGACCUUCUUGCUGUCUCCAGCUCCAUGAAAGGAGAGUGGAGCCAGAUGGUGGUCAGGUUCUGCUCCCCAAUAACAACUGGCCAGGUGAGAGGAAAUGGCCUCAGGUUGCACCAGGGGAUGUUUAGGUUGGAUAUUAGGGAAAAUUUCUUUAUGGAAAGGGUUGUCCAGCCCUUUCACAGGCUGCCCAGGGCAGUGGUGGAGCCUCCAUCCCUGGAAGUGUUAAAAAAAUGUGUAGAUGUUGGACUUGGGGACAUGGUUUAGUGGGAUACCUGGCAGUGCAGGGUUAAUUGGUUGCACUUAUUGGUCUUAGAGGACUUUUCUGACCUUAAUGAUUCUGUUAUUUUAAAUUUGAAGUCCCUGCAGUGCCAUCUCCUUUCCCUGCCAUUCAUCUCUGGCUCAACCAACCCCUCACACACCAUCCCCCACUGCCUGAGCCUGGAUGGAGUCUUGGGACACUGAGCAGCGUGGAGGUCUACAAGGGCAGCCUGUUAGCAGGGGAGAUCACGGGCAUGGGUAAAUGCUCCAUGAGCCUGGAGGCCUCGAAGAAGCAUUACAGGUGAAGAGCAUCAUUCUUUUGUGUGGCAUCCUCCUCUGUCAGGGGGCUUUGAGCAGUAAUUAUGCUGAUAUAGCCUGGCUGGGAGAGGGUGCAGUUGCUUAGUUUACCACUGUGUCCCAGUCAUGGUGAUGGUUACAACCUGCUGCUCACCCCCUAAAGGUACUGUGGAGGGGAGAUGCUUUUGACUUGGCAACUCCUUUGCAACUCCACCCUGUGACUGCCAUGUAGGCUUGAUGUUCCAAGGUGGCAGUUCUUCCCCACAACCCCCUCCCAGCUCAGUAGCCCUGUUCCCAGCGAGCCAAUGGCCGGGUGGCCCCGCGCAUUAGCCUGACCUGCCAUCCCACUGAUUCCCUCCUGGCUAAUCCUGGCUGAGCCGGGCUGGGGCGAGCAGGGCUCAGCUGUCAGCCAUGGCCGCGCACACCCCGCUGCCCCCCAACCUGCGCCGGGGCUUGGUGGCGUUCAGCGGCUCCCUCUUCAUCACCAAUAAGACACAGGAUAGCGGCACUGCCCACAUCUACCAGCCAGCCCACGAGGUGCUGGCCAGCCUGCCCCUCCAGGUGAUGCUCUACUUCAACGUCUACUACUUCCCCGUCUGGUGCCUGGCUGAGGGAAUGAUGCUGCAGCUGAAGUACCACCUCCUGCCUUGGCACUACCAGUUCCUGCUGGUCACAGCCUUCCUCAUUCUCUCGCUGGCUGAGGCCUCCCGACUCUACCUGGGCUACCUGGGCAAUCUCCAGGAGAAGGUGCCUGAGCUGGCUGGGUUCCUGCUACUCUCCUUCCUGAUCCAGCUGCCCCUCCUGCUCUUCCUGCUGACAGACAGCCAGGUCAUUCACUUGCCACUGGAGAUGCCCAUGCACAGCCUGUUCCUGGCCUUCCUCCUCGCCGAGAUUGUGGCUGCCUUCCUGGCGCUGAAGACCAUGACCAAGCAGCUGGCGGCACAGUUCUACCUGCAGCAUUUCCAGGAGGGCAGGAGGGGCCGGCCAGGGGGCACAGGGGGGCAGGCAGCUGAGGUGAGGUGAUGCUGCAGGACCCCUCCAAACCAUGUAGUCAGUCCCAGUAGGGAACAUUAAAUGGUGCUUGAACCCACAGAUACUGUGUUUUUGAGCCUUGUGGAGUUCAGAGAGCAGUCCCUGGGCACGGACCUGGCCAAACCCUGCCCUGCACCAGGCUGAUACAGCCCGAGGCAGGUGGGAAUGAGGGAUCAGCCCCUCUGAAACACUCCGGCUAGCCCCAGGGCUGUGCCUGUCCUUGCUGAGCAUCAGCCCUGGCAGGAGGCAGGAACUGGGGGUGCAGAAGCCACUGCACCCCCCAGGAAGUACCAGCUCAGGGCUGGAGCCUUAAACUGGGCUCUUAAAUCCUCUCUGAGCUUCCCAGGGAUCUCCUGAGGAUCUGGGCAGCUUACAUGAAGCCAUCCCAGCUGGAAGCAUGCAGGGUGCUGCGAGGUGCGAGAGCAGCAUCCCAAAACUUGACAGCCACUCGCAGGGCUUGAGACAGAGCAGAGCCACCUCCCACUUUU
Molecule: messenger RNA, 2526 nt
Organism: Manacus vitellinus (golden-collared manakin)
Lineage: Eukaryota; Metazoa; Chordata; Aves; Passeriformes; Pipridae
Product: transmembrane protein 17B
Exons: 4
Coding region: 1418-2029 (203 amino acids)
Biological process (GO): non-motile cilium assembly
Cellular component (GO): ciliary transition zone
Source: RefSeq, a predicted model, not a curated record